AUGCGAGCGGUACUGCCGGGGAGACCCCCAGCGAAGCUCCAGUCGUUUAGCACGGCUCUGUGGGAUGGACUUCGUGUGAUUGCGUAUAUCUCUGGUCAGGCUCUGGUCAUCCUCGGCGGUCCGCAGACACUCCUGCAAACAAUCUACGUUGAUGAUACACAUAAGCUCGAGGCUGUAGCUUUUGAUGAAGCUUCAGGGAAGAUAGCUGUGUGCGGUGGGCCUGAUGUGUUUGUGUACCAGCCGUACGGUAUUCAAGGUGAAACCCUCAAGUGGUCCCUUGCCUAUACUUUCCGCGCCGAAGACGAUGACGAGCCGAUCUAUACCCUAUCAUGGGGCUCACCGAACGAGAUACUGCUAGGAAAUUCCCAAUUGAAACUGUGGAUUUUGGAAGAUACCCCGCGCCUAGUAUGGAAGACACAACUCGGGAGUCCGGUGAAAUUUGCGCAAUUCUCUCCGGAUGCUUCACUAGUGGUGACGGUUGGUCAAUAUGACCGUCUAGCCAAAAUAUGGAAACGACUUGCCUACGGUGCAAACGAGGUGCGGUUCGAAGUUUCAUACCUUCCGCACCCGAAUAUAGUUACUGGGAUACACUGGAAGUUACCAUUUCACCGAGAGAAGUCAGAAGAUAAUGUUCUCUACACCCUGUGCGCCGACAACAGGAUCCGAGUGUGGGCUGUGACGGACAUUCAUGCUCUUUCAGCGUUGCAGCUCUGGACAGAAAUUGAUAUGAAUCGAUCUGUUCAGCCUAGAGACGCGCCAUGCAUGGAAAAGGGGCUACCGAGAAGAUACGGCUUCUUUUUGGACUUUCGAGAUUUCUGUGCCGUGACCGAGCGAGCCGUCCAAAGAAGUUCAGAGCCGAAGAGAAACAAUACAUUGGAACUUAUUAUUGAGGUUGCAAAAAGGAGCCCGGAAAUCUGUCUGGUGACUGAUGGCCGAGGCCAUUUGUCUGCCUGGGCUUUGGAAGACGUCGGCAAACCGAAAACCAAUUCAAGCGUUUUCAACAUUCUUCAUGUUGAGGGUUUGAAAUUUGGGUUCAUGUCUCAUCUGUCACCGGAGGAAGACUAUGCUCAGAUCCGGAUUUUCCAAAACAAUAUGUCCGAUGAAAAGCUGAGCAUUGUUAUCCACCACUUUGACGGUCGAAUUGAGUGGUAUGAUUCAUCAGUGGAUGUACUUUUUGAUCCUGCGCCUCGGAAAAAUCGAAUCACUCCAAGAGCAUCUUGGUCUGGUCAUACUGAUCCUGUGAAGAAGAUCAUUCGAAAUGCGCUUGGUGAUACGCUUGUUUCGCGGACUGACGAGAACAAGGCCACGAUUUGGAGACAGAAGAGUGGGUCAAUGCUUAUACAUAAAAGCUCCCUGAGCUCUGAUGAGCACAUUCAUCGGACAUGUAUCAUUGAGAAUAGCACUUUCCUGGUCAACCUCCAUCACAAUGGAGUUUCUUUGUGGGAUUUCGGUCAUUUUCAUGCAAAAGAACUUGCUUCUCUACCGUUUACAUUAUCAAGCAAGCCACUAUGUGUGCUUCAACUUCCAACCCCAGACGACAAUCCAAGCAUUGCCUAUGUGGCAGCUAUCGGGGCCGACAUGCAUGGAAUAGCGUGGGAGAUUCAAUGGCCCACCCAAAAUGGUCAGAACUCCACUGAUGGGGCCGUUAUACGAAAGUUUUGUACCUUCGAUAUGGGCCUGAAUGAAGACUUGGCCUACAUUCUGCCCGUAGACCCUGCAGGACCAAAAUCGAAACGCUCUGGCUUCUUCGAUGCAUUCUCCCCCGAUAUUGCCCUUUCUUAUACCUACGAUGGCACUUUAAGGACGUGGACUGCAAGGUUGGAGCAAGAAAACACCAAGGUGGAAUGGUUACUAAAGUCGACCGUGGAAACGGGCAUCGAGAAUAUAUCGUUGGCUAGUGGUAGCACCAUUCGCAAAGCCGCGAUUGUCGAUGCGGACCGAACUCACUUGACAAUCUGGGAUACCAAUAAUGCUCAGCUAGAAUUUGAGGAGCAUUUUGCUCAAGGUGAUAUUAUUCGGGAUCUUGACUGGACAUCGACCCCAGAUAAGCAGUCUGUUCUAGCUGUCGGGUUUCCCCACAAGGUUAUUCUGCUAUCUCAACUUCGGUACGACUACCUUGACUCCCAACCUUCAUGGACCCAAAUUCGGGAGAUCUGGAUUCGAGAUCUCACACCUCAUCCCAUUGGUGACUCUUGUUGGCUCACCAAUGGUCAUCUGGUUAUCGGUGCUGGCAAUCAGCUGUUUGUUUAUGACAAGGAAAUUGAUACCUCGGAUCACCUUAUUUCCGGACUACGCAUUCCGUCCCAUGGAUUAUCAUCUGUGGAUGUUUUUGAUGUCGUCAGUCGUUUAAAUGGCCCACUGCCUAUCUUCCAUCCGCAAUUCUUAGCACAAUGUAUCCUUGCUGGGAAAACUAGCUUGGUGCAUUCUAUUCUGUUGACUUUACAUCGCAAACUUAAGUUCUACACCGAGGGAGAUGGCCUCGACGGCUUCUUAGACAUGCCACUUGAGCACUUCUAUGAAGAAAAAGAUAUGUCUCGAUUAGAGGCCUCGAAAGAGAUGCGCUCUUCAUAUAUCGACACCACACUUGAUGAUGAGCUAUCUUCUGUUGUAGAUGAGAACAUCGCAGUGGCUCUCAAUGAAAAUCUCGCACGAAUUGCGAUACCCCAACUAUCUAGCCAUGAACAAUUCCGUCUCGUGGAUACCAUUGAAUGUGUUGCAAUGGUAGAAAAGCACAGACGCUCAAUGGAUGACAAUGCCGCACGAUAUUUCCUUUUCUUUCGCCAGCACACGCUGAGAAAGAGUCAAGGUGUAGCGAACAAAGACAGAGUCUCGUGGAGAGAAAUUGUGUGGGCCUUCCACAGUGGCAGUCAGGACAUACUCACAGAUCUUGUCUCGCGUCAGUUCCAUGGAAAGUUGACAUGGAAAGCUGCGAGAGAGAGUGGCAUAUUCAUGUGGCUGUCAGAUCCAACAGCACUGAAAGCACAACUGGAAGUCGUCGCUCGAAACGAAUAUACCAAAACUGAGGACAGAAACCCCAUUGAUUGUUCUUUGUACUAUCUUGCCCUUGGCAAGAAAAGCAUCCUGCAGGGUCUGUGGCGGGUUGCGCACGGAAAUCGUGAACAAGGCCCCACGCAGCGAUUAUUGGCAAACGAUUUCAAGGAAGCACGAUGGAAGACGUCUGCGUUAAAAAAUGCAUAUGCAUUGCUUGGUAAACGACGAUUCGCCAAAGAAUACGCUGCAGCAUUUUUCCUCCUCGCUGACCAUCUACGUGAUGCUGUCAAUGUUAUCGUUCACCAGUUGAGUGACCUUCAGCUUGCAAUCGCUAUUUCCAGAGUUUAUGAAGGAGGAAAUGGCCCAGUUCUUCGAGAUCUCUUGCAGGAGGUAGUUCUACCCGAAGCCGCAUCUGGAGGAAAUCGAUGGAUGGCCUCGUGGGCCUUCUGGAUGCUUGGACGUAGAGACAUGUCAGUGCGGUCACUAAUCUCACCGAUCGAGACCUUGCUUUUACCAACCCCAGCCUCUCCUGGGACCCCAGGCCGAGUCACUCUCCAGUCUAGAUCCUAUCUAUCCAACGACCCUGCUUUGGUCGUCCUCUACCAGCAACUCCGUGAGAAAACCCUACAAACUCUGAAGGGGGCCUCACAAGUUCGCCCACGAGAGGAAUGGGAGUUUGUACUCCGUAACGCACGCCUUUAUGACCGAAUGGGCUGCGACCUUCUAGCCCUUGACCUGGUACAUCGAUGGGAAUUCCUAGCCGCCGCGCCCAACAUGCAGACGCUGCAAUCACAGUCUGUUAUUAGGCUAGAUGGCGAUGGAGUUUAUUACAGGAAGUUGCUCCGCCGGCGAAGCAGCCUUGUUGUUGCCGAUCUACCAGUACGGCCGACUAACCUGAUGGUUGUGAACGAGACUGAGAUCACCCAGACGGAUGGUGCUGAUGAAGCUGAGAAACAGAAACAGCGUCAGAAGCCGAAGCCACCUCCAACAAUGUUCCAUGAACCUGAUAGCAACUCGCUUCUUGAUAGUUUCGGGUUCUAA
This is a messenger RNA of Penicillium taxi, 4032 nucleotides long. RefSeq lists its product as uncharacterized. Gene Ontology annotation, biological process: vacuolar acidification. Bases 1 to 4032 code for a protein of 1343 amino acids. The transcript has 7 exons. Gene Ontology annotation, cellular component: RAVE complex. The record is from RefSeq and is a predicted model, not a curated record. Lineage: Eukaryota; Fungi; Ascomycota; Eurotiomycetes; Eurotiales; Aspergillaceae. Gene Ontology annotation, molecular function: protein binding.